AUGUCGUCGUAUAGUUUAAAUUUAUUAUUAUUGACGGUGUUUGGUAUAUUCGUGACAUCGAAUACCCAGACGAUACAUAAACGAUUUGAAUACAAAUAUUCGUUCAAACCGCCUUAUUUAGCACAAAAAGAUGGUUCUGUGCCGUUUUGGGAGUACGGAGGCAAUGCCAUCGCGUCUGGUGAGAGCGUUAGGUUGGCGCCGUCCUUGAGGAGUCAGAAGGGCGCUAUAUGGUCCAAACAUCCCAUUAACUUUGACUGGUGGGAGGUGGACAUCAUGUUCAAGGUCACAGGAAGGGGCAGGAUAGGAGCCGACGGACUGGCGUUCUGGUACGUGACGAAGCGCGGGGAGUACACGGGCGAGGUGUUCGGUUCUUCGGACCGCUGGAACGGUCUGGGGAUCAUCUUCGAUUCGUUUGACAACGACAAUAAGCACAACAACCCUUACAUCAUGGCCGUACUCAACGAUGGAACCAAGAGCUUUGACCACAAGAGCGAUGGUUCCAGUCAGCUGUUAUCAGGGUGCCUGCGAGACUUCAGAAACAAGCCGUUCCCGACACGCGCCAGGAUAGAAUACUACGCGAACACACUCACAGUGUACUUCCAUAAUGGUCUAACCAACAACGAGGCGGACUACGACCUUUGUUUCCGCGCCGAGAAUGUCCAGCUGCCUCGCGGCGGGUUCCUCGGAGUGUCCGCGGCCACCGGUGGACUGGCGGACGAUCAUGACGUCAUACACCUGCUGACGUCAUCACUGCACUCCACACAGCAAGGAGGACAGCAAAUAAACAGUGCGGAACAAGCCAAGCUGUCCCAGGAGUACCAGGAGUACCAGAAGAAGCUGGAACAGCAGAAAGAGGAUUACAGGAAGGAACAUCCCGAUGAGGUUCGGGACAAGGACGGUGAGUUUGACGACUGGUUUGAGUCUGACGGCCAGCGGGAGUUGAGGCAGAUCUUCGCGAGUGUGGGUCACGUUCAAGACGGGGUUAGGGAGCUGAGCAAGAAGAUGGACGAGGUGAUCGGCAAACAGACAAACUCACUAUCAAUGUUGUCAGCUGUGUACAGUCAGACGCAGACGAUGCAGGUGCAGCAGCCGGGGGCACCUGGACAAGCACCUGUACAGCAGAUGCCGAUGCUGCCAAUCACGAGACACGACUGGGACCAGUUGAUGGCCAACAACCAACUGGUCAUUAACACCAUCGCUGAACUCAAGGGUUUCAUAAUAGACGUGUCUCGUAAGACGGACAGCGUGGUGGGCGCCGCGGCGGGCGGCGUGGCGGGUGGCGCUCUAAACCAACAGGUGGUGAACGAACUGAGGGAGGGGAUCAACAAUGUUAAAAACAAUGUAGCCGGAGUCGCACAGAGACUGUCGUCAGCGCCGCCGCAGCCCGUGUGUCCGUCUGUGUCGUGCGUGUCAACCACUAUGUUGUUAACGAUAGUCGCCUCGCAGUUAGGAGUCAUGUUCCUCUACUCGUUGUACAAAGAAAGGAAAGAGGCGCAGGCUAAGAAGUUCUUCUAA
This is a messenger RNA of Danaus chrysippus (African queen), 1515 nucleotides long. Lineage: Eukaryota; Metazoa; Arthropoda; Insecta; Lepidoptera; Nymphalidae. The record is from the annotation of a GenBank genome assembly.